AUGUGUGGUUCAGACAUCUUUCUAGCAAUUCUCGCGGUUUUCUUCCCCCCAGUUGCGGUGUGGAUCAAAGUAGGCAUUUGCACGGCCGAUUCCAUCAUCAACCUUGCUCUCUGCUGCCUUGGCUACGUGCCCGGGCUUUUACACGCCUGGUACAUUAUCCUCAAGUACCCCGAACCAGAUUAUGAUGACCCUAGCUAUGAGCCUCUUCCUGGCGAUGCGGAAAACGGUCGCGUAACAUAUUACUAUGUUUCCCACCAACCGAUCCAGCACCCCUCCCAGAGGGGCUAUGGUACAAUGCCGCCACAACAGCCCCAAGCAGCAAACGCCCCGCCACAGAUCCGGCAACCUACCCCGAAUCACCCCCAUGAACAAGCCCAAGCUGGCAGCAGCAGCCAGGACCACCCGGAUAGUCGCCCACCUCCUACCUAUGCCGAGGCCGUGAAGGGAGAUCAUAAAGUGCAGGACUGA
Aspergillus tubingensis is the source of this 468-nucleotide messenger RNA. Its product is annotated as putative stress response RCI peptide. Lineage: Eukaryota; Fungi; Ascomycota; Eurotiomycetes; Eurotiales; Aspergillaceae. Gene Ontology annotation, cellular component: fungal-type vacuole lumen; fungal-type vacuole membrane. Gene Ontology annotation, molecular function: ubiquitin protein ligase binding. The record is from RefSeq and is a predicted model, not a curated record. The transcript has 2 exons. The coding region runs from base 1 to 468 and encodes 155 amino acids. Gene Ontology annotation, biological process: endosome transport via multivesicular body sorting pathway.